Cryptotermes secundus is the source of this 2082-nucleotide messenger RNA. Its product is annotated as glucose dehydrogenase [FAD, quinone]. The transcript is spliced from 4 exons. Gene Ontology annotation, molecular function: oxidoreductase activity, acting on CH-OH group of donors; flavin adenine dinucleotide binding. The coding region runs from base 114 to 1904 and encodes 596 amino acids. The record is from RefSeq and is a predicted model, not a curated record. NCBI's taxonomy places the organism in Eukaryota, Metazoa, Arthropoda, Insecta, Blattodea, Kalotermitidae.
AGUUGGAACCUAGUCGCCAUACAAGACAGGUGAAAGAUAGCCGCCGCAGAAUGCAGUUGAAGUGAUAACAAUUGUAAGAGUCUUCACUUCAGACGUGUGCCGAAGUUAGUGCGAUGGUCUCAGUAGCCUGUCCAGCGACGGUGUUGCUGUGCUAUCUGGCGUGGCAUCUACCUAAACUAAUUGACCAGCAGCAAGAAAUUGGAAGCUUAUUUCCUCCCUUCAGAAUAUUUGAUGGUGAACGAUAUGAUUUCAUAAUCGUGGGUGGAGGAUCAGCAGGUUGUGUUGUGGCCAGCAGGUUGUCGGAGAUAAGCGACUGGAAAGUGCUACUCCUGGAAGCGGGCGGGGAAGAGCCCCCACAGGUGGAUGUACCGGCUUACACCCCGUUUAGCUGGGAGACCAGUGUUGACUGGCAAUUCCAAACGGAGCCACAUGAAGGAUACUGUGGAGGAAAGUCGUGUACAUGGAACGCCGGGAAGGUUCUUGGAGGAGGAAGCGUUCUCAAUGGAAUGAUAUACAACCGAGGAAAUGCUCGGUCCUACGAUGCAUGGAAGAAACUGGGGAACGAUGGUUGGGGAUUUGAAGACGUCCUUCCAUAUUUCAAGAAGUCUGAAAACAAUGGAGAUCCCCCCAUCGCUGCCAACAGCAGGUACCACGCGGUGGGAGGUCUCUUGAACGUGCAGAGGCUCCCGUACCAGGACAAGAACGCACAACUUAUCGUCGAGGCAUUCCGGGAGCUCGGCUACACGAGUGUCGAUAUCAAUGGCGGCACCCAAACCGGGGUCACAUUGCUGCAGUUUACUCAAAAGGAUGGAAGUCGAAUGAGCACUAACAGAGCCUUCAUCGAGCCUUUCCGCGGUGACAGAAAGAAUCUUAAAGUUGUAACGAACGUUAGAGUUACAAAGGUCCUUAUUGACCCAAACAAGAAAACGGCUUAUGGGGUGGAAUAUGCAUGGGAGAAGCACAGACAUAUCAGAGGUAAAGUUUAUGCUAAUAAGGAAGUCAUAGUUAGUAGUGGAGCACUAAAAUCGCCACAAGUGCUCAUGCUCUCUGGAAUUGGUCCUCGAAGCAUCCUUAGUGCAGCAGGUAUUGACGUCAUUGAGGAUCUACAAGUUGGUCAGAACUUACAGGAUCAUGUUUCAAUGCCAGGGAUUGUAUUCAAACUGGGGGAGAAACAGCAGACCCUGUCAAGCAACCAGAAAGUACUGAGAGACAUUCUUGAGUAUGCACGUCAUCAUAAAGGGCCACUUUCCGGGACAGGUUCCCUCGAAGCGUCUGGUUAUAUAAAGUCUCGAUAUGCUGAUCCAGCUAUCGAUUAUCCUGACAUCCAGUAUUUCAUUCCGCCACAAACAGUGUUUAACACCAGCUCACGUGAUGUGCGUAUCACCACUCCAUUUUCUGAAUACAAUCGACUUAUGUUCCAGCCUGGCGUUAUGUCGGAAAAGAGCGUUGGGUACAUCACAAUUAAGAAAAAGGACCCCUUUCUCCAGCCUAUUAUAUUUCCAAAUUAUUUUGCAAAUAUUGAAGAUUUGAAUGUAUUUAUUGACGGUUGUAAUUUUGUAGCCAAGAAUUUGUCCAACACAAAAGUGUUUAAGGAUGUGGGUGUGUCUUUAGACACAACGCCUUUGCCGAAAUGUGCCCACGUAGAAUUUGGCACCAACGACUACUGGGCUUGUCUUGCAAGGAACUACACCUUGACGCUUCACCAUUUCAGUGGAACUUGUAAGAUGGGUCCUGACAGUGACCCAACAGCUGUUUUGGACGCUCAGUUAAGGGUGCGUGGGGUUCAGCACUUGCGUGUUAUUGACGCAUCCAUUAUUCCCACAUUAGGAAACUCGAACACUAAUGCUCCAGUAAUAAUGAUAGCGGAGAAGGCGUCAGACAUGAUCAAAGAAGCUUGGAAAUGAACGCACCCGUUCCCCAAAGAGAACACGUGAGUUCAGAAUGUUAAAAUCAAAUAUACCUGUCAUGGACCCUAAUAUAGGAGACAAAUAAUUACUGCAUAUUAAUGUCACAUAUCUUGAUAUACAUUAUUCGAAAUUGAUAUAAUUCUUGUGGGAUUAAAUGAUACUGGUUGAUCUGUUG